AUGUCUAUUUACGCUCAAAAUCUAUGCUACACCUUUCCAACCAACAAAAUUGGACUAUUUGAUGUCAAUCUGGACAUCAAGCCAAGGUCCAGAGUUCUGCUUGUUGGUCCGAACGGAGCCGGAAAGUCCACCUUGUUGAGGGUCUUGGCUGGCCAAAAGCUCAUCAAACAAGGAAAACUGUUACUCAACGGAACAGAUCCGUUUGAAUUGGCAUCUGCUUCCAGCUGCGGAGUUAUCACGUAUCUUGGAACAGAAUGGGCCUCCAACCAGAUCACCAAACGAGACAUUCCUGUCACUGUUCUGAUCGACUCCGUUGGAGGAACGCUCUUCAAGGAACGCCGAGAUCAACUUAUCAACAUGUUGGAUAUUGAUAUCACCUGGAGAAUGAAUCAAUGUUCUGACGGAGAACGUCGCAGAGUGCAAUUGUGUAUGGGUCUACUCAAGCCAUGGGACUUGCUACUGUUGGACGAGGUCACUGUUGACCUGGACGUUCUUGUUCGGGCCCGUCUGUUAGCUUUUCUGCAACAAGAAACAGAGUCUAGAAAUGCCACCAUAGUUUACGCCACACAUAUUUUUGACGGGCUUGGCGAGUGGCCGACCGAAAUUGUUCAUUUCCGCGGGGGCUGUAUCGUCGCACAACAUUCGAUGGAUUUUGUCUCGUAUGGAGACCAGGAAGAAAACGUAAAGGAGACCAAAUCUACAGUUGAGAUUGCGAAAUCUAAAUCUUUCUAUCCAUUGGCACUACACUGGCUUUCUCAAGACUUGGAUCUUCGGGGAGAAAGAACCGAGGAUAAGACUCGUCCAAAAUAUGAAGAUUUGAGUCGGUUGAAGAACGACCAAUUUUACGAUGACAAGAAUAGAGUCACCAGCUACUUUCAAACCACUCGGCACGUUUAG
Messenger RNA from Ogataea philodendri, 897 nucleotides. RefSeq lists its product as uncharacterized. Lineage: Eukaryota; Fungi; Ascomycota; Pichiomycetes; Pichiales; Pichiaceae. The transcript has a single exon. The record is from RefSeq and is a predicted model, not a curated record. The coding region runs from base 1 to 897 and encodes 298 amino acids. Gene Ontology annotation, molecular function: ATP hydrolysis activity; ATP binding.